Molecule: messenger RNA, 1742 nt
Organism: Spodoptera frugiperda (fall armyworm)
Lineage: Eukaryota; Metazoa; Arthropoda; Insecta; Lepidoptera; Noctuidae
Product: solute carrier family 22 member 1-like
Exons: 3
Coding region: 85-1515 (476 amino acids)
Biological process (GO): transmembrane transport
Cellular component (GO): membrane
Molecular function (GO): transmembrane transporter activity
Source: RefSeq, a predicted model, not a curated record
UAAUGUCACAAAAUAUUUUGACACAAAUGGAAGAACGGACUGGACCAACAAGAUUGCAACUAAACUGAAAGCAUAUCAAACAAUAUGAAAAAAGAAUCAAAACAUCCCGUGGAAAAAUAUUUUCACAAAAUUACUAAAUACCACUUAUAUUUCUUUACGCUUCUUUUCUUGGCGAAGAUACCAGUCUUCUGGCAUGUACUCAGUUUACUAUUUAUGACUCCACCCAUGACUUAUACUUGCGAGGGAAAAAAUGGAACCGACGUAUGUCCCUGUGCGAAACCAAUAUGGAAUACUAGUAUUUUCAGUAAAACCGUGCAAACUAAAUAUGACAUCUAUUGCGACACAAAAUGGAUGGUCAGUAUCAUGCAAAGUAUGCUAUUUUUUGGGACCCUGAUAGGAGCAUUCACAUUCGGCUUCCUGUCAGACAAAUACGGGCGCCUGUCUUCGUUCCUAUUGAGCUGUGCUGUAGUCGGUGUAGCUGGAUGUCUGGUUGCCUACAUGCCCACACCUACUUUGUUUAUGGUCGUUCGAUGCAUUGAAGGUAUAGGCGUUGGAGGUGCCAUUGUCACUAGCUACGUCCUCUUGGUCGAAUACUGUGGGCUCAGUUACAGAGAAAGUGUGACUGCUCUGUUUCACAUCCCUCUCAAUGUCAGCCACAUGAGUCUGGCAGGCGUAUCGUACCUUAUAAGAGAUAGCGAUACGUUCCAAUUGUUUUUAUCCGUGCCAGUUUUCCUGACUUUAACGUUAUUCUUUUUGUGCAAUGAAUCUCCGAAGUGGCUGCUUGAUAAUAAUAGAGUGGAUGAAGCAGCAAAAAUCAUGGAAAAAAUUGCGAAAUUCAACAAAGCUCCCUCGUACCACAUCAGGGGUGACUUACAAGCGUACGCAUCUCAACAAACUGCACUGCAAAUAAAAAAAGCAAAAUUCUUUCAAAUAUUUCAAUACAGACGACUGACUAUUAACCUGUGCUGUAUGGCUUUCAUAUACUUUACAUGUGGCAUGGGAUACUACGGAGUAUCGCAGUAUAUAGGACAGAUGAGUGGGGACAUUCAUUCGAACGUGGCCAUGUCAGGGUCCCUUCUUAUACCAGGUACAUGCAUUGCUGCGUACUCACUGCAGAAAUUUGGACGGAGGUCUUUUUUAAUGACGACUUGUUUCCUAUCAGGUACACUUAUGCUAAUGGUAAUUCUUAUACCAGUAACCGCGAAUAUAGCGCGAGUACUGGUGGCAUGUGUUGGGUGCAGUGUGUUCUUCAUGUCAUUCAUUAUUGUCUUCUUGUAUGGAGUCGAAUUGUUCCCCACUACUAUUAGAAAUUCUGUGUUAGGUUUUUUAUCAGUGAUGUCGCGAGUUGGUCAGAUAGCUGCGCCCCCUAUAAAUUCUUUACCUCAGAUAAUUUCGGGAGCUACAUUUGGUAGUAUGGCUAUUAUUGGAGGAUUCUUAUGUUUGUUUCUACCUGAGACAAAGAAUACAGAACUGCCCUCAACUUUGGAAGAAACGAGGAAUUUAUCUAAUCGAUGAUAACGUAAUUAACUAUAGAUAGGUACUGGUCGUUUUAUGUACAGGUUAUUUAGUAUGCAGGUAAGAAAAUGAACUCAAUAUAGAGACUAGCAGUUGUUGUUUUAAAAGUUUUUUAACGAAGCUAUAUCUUGUCUAACUUUAUUGGUCGGCUCAGUAGUCAACGUCAACCAAUAGCUUUUUUUUCCCCGUUCCUUCUCUUGCUUUGAGCCGGAGCCCCGGUAACCUUU